CAUUGUGACUGUGGGUGAGGGGAGGGAGGGAGGGAGGGUGAUUGAUGCAUCAUCAGUUGAUUAGGUGGCCCUGCUUUGGCGGGGCCGCUGCUGGGAGCGCUGCUCACUAACUCACAUUCUCCACCCAGGAAGAGCGAUGAGAGAGAGAGAGGGAGAGAGCAGCUUGCUAUAGGAUCUUUGGUCAGGGUUGAGUGAGCAAACUCUGGGUGGGUGGUGGAAGAAGAGGAAGAUGGCGAGAGUCACGGCUCUGCUGCUGAACCUUUGCUGCGUGCUCAGGUCCGCCACAGCCCAGGAGGUUCUCACCCACGCUUACGGAGUGAAUGGUUUCAGUUUGCACCCGCCUUACUUCAACCUGGCCGAGGGCACGCAGAUCACAGCUACGGCCACUUGCGGGGAGGGUGCAAGUGCGCGGCCGAUCGAGGAUCUAUACUGCAAGCUGGUCGGCGGACCGGUAUCUGGUGACCCUAGCCAAACCAUCCAGGGUCAAUAUUGUGAUAUUUGCAAAGCAGGGAGCAACAAAGCGCAUCCAACCACCAAUGCCAUUGAUGGAACCGAACGUUGGUGGCAGAGUCCUCCUCUCUCCCGUGGCCUGGAGUACAAUGAAGUCAACGUUACCCUUAAUCUUGGCCAGCUCUUCCACGUGGCUUAUGUCCUCAUCAAGUUUGCGAAUUCUCCACGGCCUGACCUUUGGGUCCUUGAGCGAUCUACGGACUUUGGAGAGAACUACCUGCCGUGGCAAUAUUUUGCCUCCUCCAAAAGAGAUUGCAUUGAGAAGUUUGGACCAAUGACUGUGGAACGUAUUAUUGAUGAUAAUGAUGCUAUCUGUACCACUGAAUAUUCACGUAUUGUGCCUCUGGAAAAUGGAGAGGUUGUGGUUUCCUUGGUAAAUGGACGACCUGGAGCCAUGAAUUUCUCCUACUCUCCUGUCCUCCGUGACUUCACCAAAGCCACCAGCAUCCGACUGCGCUUCCUCCGAACAAACACGCUCUUGGGACAUCUGAUGGGCAAAGCUUUGAGGGACCCCACAGUGACACGGCGGUAUUACUACAGUAUCAAGGACAUCAGUAUAGGGGGACGUUGUGUCUGUAAUGGUCAUGCUGAUGUGUGUGAUGCUAAGGAUCCAUCUAAUCCAUUCCGGCUUCAUUGUGACUGUCAACACAACACAUGUGGAGGGUCAUGUGAUCAGUGUUGCCCUGGAUACAACCAACUGCCUUGGAAACCUGCUACAACAGACAGUGCAAACAAAUGUGAACCCUGCAAUUGUAAUGGUCAUGCAUCUGAAUGUGUAUACGACCGUGUGGUACACCAGCAACAAGGGAGUUUGAAUCACCAGGGUCGACAUGAAGGAGGUGGCGUAUGUAUUGAUUGCCAGCACAACACUGCCGGGGUCAACUGUGAACGAUGUGUGAAUGGAUAUUAUCGGGCACCUGAUGUGUCAGCUGAUUCCGUGGACGCUUGCAUCCCUUGCAACUGCAAUUCCGAGUUCACGGAAGUUACAUGUGAGGAUUACACAGGCCGGUGUCACUGCAAGUACAACUACGCUGGAGAGAACUGCGACCACUGCGCAGCGGGGUAUCACGACUUCCCCAGAUGCCACCCUUUGCCAGCGAAUCCCACACAAUUCACAGGAGCCUUAAUACACGUGGGUGAAAUAAUAAACUGUGACUGCAGUGCAGUGGGAACCCUGAACAACGACUGCCAGCCAGACCCGCAAACAGGGACGUGCAGCUGCAAGCCAAACUUCACAGGCCGCUUCUGCAAUCAGUGUGUGUCUCGGCACUUUGGAGCCAGCUGCCAGCCCUGUCGCUGUUCUGGCCCUGGUGUUACUGAUGAGAGCUGCAACCUGGAGACAGGGCAGUGCUUCUGUCGCCAGGGGUUUGAAGGUUUCUACUGCGACCAGUGUGCCACGGGCUACUUCAACCACCCCCUCUGCCGGCUGUGUAGCUGCAGCAUUGCUGGCAGCCUGCCGGAGGUUUGCGAUCAAUCUGGGCGAUGUCAGUGCAAGGCCGAAUUUGAUGGAGCUCGUUGUGAUCAAUGUUCUGUUGGCUUUCAUUCCUACCCACAUUGCCAGGUUUGCUCUUGUGAUGAUCGUGGAUCGGUGGACAACCUCUGUGGCUUCACAGGCCAGUGCCAAUGUCUUCCCAGCUACUCGGGACCUACAUGUAACCAGUGUGCUCCAGGUUCCUAUGGACACCCCAGCUGCUCACCUUGCCCGUGUACUUUGGAGGGCUCGUACAUCAAUUCCUGUGACCAGGAGACUGGAAAGUGCAGUUGUCGCCCUUACGUGACGGGAGUGCAUUGUGACACGUGUGUGGACGGAGCGUAUGGCUUCCCAAAUUGUCGAGUGGCUUCCUGUGACCCAGCGGGCUCUACGUCUCUCUCCUCUAAUGAUGAGUUCUGUCAAUGUCGGACAAACGUUGAAGGCUCUGCUUGCGAUCAGUGCAAGCCUCUGUUUUGGAACCUGUCACCAGAAAACCCUUGGGGAUGUUCCAGCUGUCAAUGCCAUAUUGAAGGUACCUUAAAUGGGGUGGCUGAAUGUUUGCAGAACAAUGGCCAGUGUUACUGCAAGCCUAAUGUGUGCACACACCAUUGCACGGCUUGUAAAGCGGGAUAUUAUAACCUUGACAACAGGAACUACUUUGGCUGCCAAGGCUGCCAGUGUGAUAUCGGAGGCGCUGUGGGCAGCUUGAUGUGUGCUGAGCAGUCAGGGAGUUGCCAGUGCAGACAGAAUAUUGAAGGACGUGCAUGCAACCAAGCAAAGCCUGAUCAUUACUUCCCCGAUCUGCACCAUCUGCGGUUUGAGAUUGAGGAUGGUUCAGCUUUUGAUGGCAGGGCCGUUCGUUUCGGCUUUAAUCCACUCGAGUUUGAAAACUUUAGCUGGAGGGGUUAUGCACAGAUGUCGCCGAUUCAGACUAAGGUGGUUGUGACUGUCAAUGUGACUUCCCCCGACCUGUUUCGCAUCGUCUUCCGCUUCGUGAACCGUGGUCCCGCUGAUGUGAAAGGAAUGGUGGUGGUCAGCGAGGUGAAUCUUGACGUUUGUGGCAACUGUUCGGAACAAACCAAGCAAAUCAUAUUUACACCCAGCACCGAGCCAACCUUUGUCACCGUGCCACAGAAUACCUUCGUGGAACCUUUCGUGCUCAACCCUGGUAUAUGGUCUGUGAUGAUCGAAGCAGAGGAUAUCCUCUUGGACUACCUGGUUCUAUUGCCCAGCGCUUACUAUGAAGCACCAAUCCUCCAGCUCAGAGUGACGGAGCCUUGCACCUACACAGUGAGCCAUCAAGACACCAGUCAGAAUUGUUUGCUGUACAGACAUCUUUCCUUGGAUGGCUUUCCCUCACUGCAGGCCACUGAUGGAACGUGUGCCUAUGAAAACUACCUCCCUAGUCAAUGUCACUCAGUACAGCCCACACCAAGCCAUCCAACAAUGGUCAUCCUGAAUGACAAACAGAUGAAUGUACAAUUGCGAAUGAGGGUUCCACAUUCAGGUGCCUACGUGGUUCUCAUUGAAUACGCGACUGAGACGGAUCCAGGAGAAAGCCUCAGUGUUGUUGUAAAUGCUGUCGGGUGGCAAGAUCAGCGCAUCACAAUCGAGCUCCAUUAUUGCAAAUACAGCUUUCUCUGCCGUGGAGUUGCAGUUGAUUCUAUGAAUCGUGUCGCUGUGUAUGAAUUAACGACCAGAGUCGAACUGCAGAUUGUGGCAGACUCAGCCAACGUUUUAUUGAACAAGGUGUACCUUAUCCCCCAUGAGCAGUUCACCAUGGAAUAUGUCCAGCCAAGUGUCCAUUGCAUCAGCACCCAUGGGACGUUCGAACCAGACAGUGGUUCCUGCUCAUCCUCCAGGUUUCAGAAGCCAUCUCAGUCCAUUACACUGACGCAAGGUGAAAUAUCCUCAGCUUCAACUCUGCUGCACCUUUAUCCACCCAGACCCCCUCCUGUGGAGAGACCUUAUCAACCAGAGCAGCUCCAUGUCCUCCCAUCCACCAUCGUGGAGACAGCUGACUUGAUCUUGCUUCAGUUUCCUCAGACUGUUGCCAUCUUUGGUAGCCGUGUUCAGACAUUGGGUCGCUAUGUCUUUGUGAUCCACUUCUAUCAGCCAGACCACCUGACCUUUGCAGCAGAGGUGCUGAUUAACGGAGGGCGGAUUUGGCAAGGUCAUGCCAACGCCUCCUUCUGCCCACAUGGGUAUGGAUGCCGUACUGCAAUCCUUUGUGAAAAUAAGAUUGUUCUGGACAUAAGUGACAAUGACGUAACCAUUAUCGUUCGCAUCCCUGAUGGCAAGACUCUGUGGCUGGCCUACAUUUUGAUUGUGCCGGAAGCUAGCUACAACUCAAACUACCUGUUAGAAGAACCUUUGGACAAGUCAUAUGAUUUCAUCAGCACCUGUGGAGCAAACAGUUUCUACAUCAACCCUGCCACGGCCUCAACAUUUUGCAAGGACUCCAUGGUCUCACUGACUGCCUUUUACAAUAACGGUGCCCUGCCCUGUACGUGCCACGAGGUGGGUGCAACAAGCACUUCCUGCCAACCCGUUGGAGGGCAAUGCGACUGUCGACCCAAUGUGAUUGGCCGUGACUGCUCCCAAUGCGCCAUUGGCUACUAUGGAUUCCCCAACUGCAGACAGUGUGAGUGCGGCAGGCGUUUGUGUGAAGAGGUCACGGGUCACUGCAUUUGCCCCCCACGCACGGUGCGCCCAGAGUGCAUCACCUGUGAACCACGGGCGUUUGGUUGCCACCCGCUGAUAGGAUGCGAGGAAUGCAACUGCUCCUACCCGGGCAUAGAAGACACGGCCAGACCGGAGUGUAACACCGAGAGCGGCCAGUGCAGGUGCAAGCCCUACGUAGCCGGACGCCAGUGUGAUCGCUGUACUCCGGGAUACUACCACUACCCAGACUGCGUGCCGUGUGACUGUAACGAAGACGGAACGGAAGCCAGCAUUUGUGACUCGCACACGGGCCGGUGCCAAUGCAAGGAAAACGUGGAAGGCGCACGGUGUGACAUCUGCCGUCUAGGAACCUUUUACCUGGAUCCAACCAAUCCCAAAGGCUGCACCAGCUGCUUCUGCUUCGGAGCCACCGAUCGCUGCCAGAUCUCCACCAAGCGGAGGGCCGCGUUAGUGGAUAUGGAUGGUUGGAGAUUGGUGAGUGGAGAUCGCCAAGAACUUCCAGUGUCUCUCAACCCUGGAAAUAGAGAGGUUGAAGCGAAUCUCCAUGAUGUGACCGAUAUUUACCAGGAUCUCUACUGGCGCGCACCACAUCCUUACCUUGGAGACCAGGUUUCCUCUUACGGAGGGCACCUGAUGUACCGGCUUGGCUCCCAGGUUCUGCGCGGUGACAUCCUCUCCCUCCCGGUCGAAGUUCGCCCGGACGUGAUUCUGAAGGGGAAUCAGAUGACCAUAAUGUACGUGGCCAAGGAGUAUCCAGCUCCUGGGCAGCAUCAUGAGAGCCGACUGCAACUGGUGGAGAGUAACUUCAGGCACGUACAAACACAUAACCCUGUGUCCCGAGAAGAGAUGAUGAUGGUGCUGGCCAGCCUGGAUGGCCUACAGAUACGAGUCCUUCACUCCCAAUUGGCCAAGCGGGUCACACUGCACAAUGUAAUCCUGGAGCAAGCUGCAAACUCUGGAGAUGGAGAUGCUGCCAGCAAUGUGGAAAUCUGUCUCUGUCCAGCUAACUAUGUGGGGGACUCAUGUCAGGAUUGUUCGCCAGGUCAUUAUCGAGAUACAAAAGGUCUUUUCCUGGGUAAAUGUGUACCUUGCAAUUGCAACGGCCAUUCUGACCAGUGCCUGGAUGGAACAGGAAUAUGCGUGAACUGCCAGCAUAAUACGGAAGGAGGUGACUGUGAGCGGUGUAAGGCCGGGUUGGUUCGAAACGCCACACUGGAAGCGGCUCCUCUCUGUGAACAGUGCCCGUGCCCCGUCGGUGUGUCUACCAACAACUUUGCAAAGGACUGUGGUUACCGUGGAGAUCGUUUCCAGUGCUUCUGUAAGCCAGGGUACGCUGGCUUAAAAUGCGAAAGGUGUGCCCCAGGUUACUAUGGAAACCCAAUGGUCUUGGGAAGCCAGUGUCAGCCGUGCAAUUGUAAUGGCAACACAGACUCGAACAUGCUCUUCAGCAGUUGUGAUUCACUGACAGGAGAGUGUCUGGGGUGUAUGCACAACACAGCUGGGCCACACUGCCAACACUGUGCCCCAGGUUUCUAUGGAGAUGCAUUGAUCAGCAAGCAGUGUGAAUCUUGCAGUUGUUCACCAUGUGGGACUGAGUCUUGUGAUGCGCGCACUGGUGAGUGUCGAUGCAAGGCCGGGGUGAUGGGGCCACAGUGUGACCAGUGUAUGAUUGGAUAUUAUGGAUACGGAAGCUGCACUGGCUGCCAGAGGUGCUCCUGUGAUGUGGCUUCUCAGAAUGAAAUCUGUGACUCCCAAAGUGGCCAGUGUCCUUGCUUACCCGGGAUAUCCGGUCGCCAGUGCCAGCGGUGUGCCCCCGGGUAUUGGCGCUUCAGUCCGAGCGGUUGCCAGAGAUGCGUCUGCAAUGGGGGGCCGUGUAACCCGUGGACUGGAGCGUGCGUGUGCAACAACGGCUUGUCGGGCAGGCAAUGCGAUACCUGUUUGAAAUUGCACGAGGUUCCGGUCGUCGAUGGUCUCUACUCCAUGAAGUGUGAGCCUUGUGAUAGUUGCAUCGUAGUUCUUUUGGAAGAUCUGAAUCGGACGGCAGCCGUGCUGCCAGAAAUCAGGGAGCAGCUUUCAAAUGUCACCGCCAGUUCCAUCGUGUGGAAGCGAAUGAACGCCUUGAACGACAGCUUGGGGCAGCUGGAGGGUGACCUCCGCCGAUACAGGGGUACGCAGGACCAAAGCAAGAAUCAGACUGAUGAAUUGGAGGCAACCAGCAUGAACCUAACACAAGUCUUGGAUGCUUUUGAAGCAAAGGUCAAUGUGACCAACAGGAAGGCAACAGCACUGGCGGAGAGUGUUGAUGGGACCCACCAGCAUGCUAUUGGAUUGCUUAAUAAUAUCACAAGCCUCAGAAACACCAUUUUAGAUCUGAUUGACCAGAUGAACAAAACACGGCUCAACACCAGCAUGCCAACCACCGAAGAAUUUGUGAAGAAACUAGCGGAGGUGGAGAUGUUACUGAAGGAAAUGAGGAACCGCAAUUUCAGCAGUCAGCAUGAUGCUGCCGAUCAAGAGAACGCUGAAGCGAUAAAAUUACUUGAACGGGUCAAAGAGCGGCUGGAAAAACCUUUACAACACCUAAAGGAUUUGGUUGAGGACAUCAACGAUAUGUUACUGAAACAUAACUCUCAGAUGAUGGACCUGAGGGAUGCCCUGAAUGAAGCAGUGAACAAAACCGGGCAAGUGAAUGAAAAGAACAAAAUCAACGAGCUGUUAUUAGCAGAGAGCAAGCGAAAUGUGGAAGAUUUGAAGAAGCGACACCAGCAAGUAGGGGAAGUGCUGAGGAUGGCGAGAGAAGCCCUGCUCCAGGCCUCUGAUCUUCUCCGCAUGUUGGAGGAUGCCAAAGAGGGCUACGAGAAGUUGGCAGCAAAGUUGGAUGGAGCCAAGAUACCCCUCAUUGAAAAAGUGAAGAAAUUCUCUCCAGCGAGCAGCAAAACCCCAAUUGUGGAGCGGGCGGAGGAACAUGCCAGGUUCCUGGAUGAACUGGCUAAGAACCUGUCCAGGGCAAUUGAAGACACAAACCAAGAUGGAUUCAUUCAGCGUGCGUUGAAUGCCUCCAAUGCAUAUGCUGGCAUCAUUGAGGCGGUGGAGAGAGCCAAGAUCGCAGCAAAGGAGGCCAGUAAUGCAGCUAAGAAGGCCCUGGAGCAAGUAAUAGAUGAAGAUCUGUCUCAUCAAGCUGCACAGUUGAAGAAGUCGGCCAGCCUGCUUGUGGAAGAGGCAGAAAAUGCCCAGAAGAGAUUACAAGACGAACUGAAGCCUGCGCUGAAAGAAUCAAAGAAACGGCUGAAUGACGCAAAAACCAAGAAGGACCAACUCCUGAAUCAACUGGAAUCUGCUCAAAAUCUGCUGAAAGACAUCAACAGAGGCAAUACAGCUGAUAACCUUGCGACAGCAAAGAAGAUGGCGGCUGCGGCCAACAAGACGGCUGCGGAUGUGCAGAACACUCUGGAGACGAUGAAAAAAAACCUGGACAAUUGGACAGAGAAAUAUGGGGGACUACCAACCGACAGUGAGGACUUUAACAGAACUCUGCAAGAAGCAAAUAAAUCUGUGGCAGCACUAAAUGAAACCAUCCCACUACUCCUCGAUAAGCUAAAUAAACUGGAAGUCCGGAACCAAACUUCAAAUAUUUCUGCAAGUAUUGAUCGCAUUCGUGAGCUAAUCUCCCAGGCCAGAAGUGCAGCCAAUAAGGUGAAAGUACCGAUGAAAUUCAACGGCACCUCGGGGGUCCAGGUGAGGUCGCCUAGCAACCCGCAUGACCUGAUGGCAUACACCUCGCUGUCGUUCUACAUCCAAAGAGACAACAUAAGGAAGAGGCAACUCGGCGGCUCCAGCCAGUUUAUCCUGUACCUUGGCGGGCAGAACGUCUCUGGGGAUUACAUGGGCGUGGCAAUGAAAGAUGGCAAACUAUUCUGGGUGUACAAACUGGGCGAUGAAGAGACUGCCCUGCAAACCGACUCUGAAGUCAGCAGCAACAGAUUCGACAUGGUCAAACUAGAAAGGACACUGCAAUUUGGGCGAAUCUCGUACGAGACAUCAGAAGUGAAGGGCACGGUGAAUGAAGCGAGGCGAGAGGGGAUGGCAAAAGGCGACGAUGUCUUACUCAAUCUAAACCCUGAAGACUUGGUGUUUUAUGUUGGAGGCUAUCCUUCUAAUUUCGCUCCUCCUGUCUCUAUCCGCUUUCCCAACUUUAAAGGGAGCAUCGAGCUUGGGACUCUGAACGAAGAAGUCAUCAGUCUGUACAAUCUGGUCGAAACAUUCAAUCUGAACACUACGGCUGACGAACCGUACAGGAGGUAUAAAUCUACUCAAGGAGUAGACAACGAUAGUUCUUACUUUGAUGGCAGUGGUUAUGCCAGAAUCAAAAUGUCGGGUACAUUUUCCUCUGUGUCUCGGUUUGAGCAAGAGGUUCGCAUUGCUUCCUAUAAUGGUAUCCUCUUCUUCAUGCAGGAAAAGGAAAAAUACCUCUGCUUAGCCAUCGAGAAUGGGAAGUUCGUGCUGUUUAUUGACUUAAACAAUCAACAAAAAGUGGAACGUGAUAAAAGCCAGAACUCUGUCAGCGACGGAAUGCAACACCAGAUCCAGAUAAUUAUGGUCUUUUCCCAAAAAGUGAAGAUUUACGUGCGUGUGGACAGGAAAACGAUUCUUACUUCUGAGCAGGAUCUCCCGCGCCCGUCCAUUUCUGAGUAUUAUCUUGGUGGUGUUCCUGUAGAAAUGCUGCCAGAGAUCCUGAGGAGCAGAUUUCCCACAGGUGGCUCCAUAAAGGGCUGCAUGCGAACCGUGAAGGCCCUGGACAAGAAUUUGGACCUGAAGCGGGAAAAGACCAGGGGAGUUAGUUACGGAUGCUCAGCUAACCUGCUGGUCUCGCGCUCUGUCGACUUUACAGGCCAGGGUUACAUGAGUCUGAUGCCUCAGAAUAUUCUGGCCCUUCGUAACGACUUCAUGUCAGGCUUUGGUUUCCAGACCCAGCAACAGAACGCUCUGAUGUAUUACUACCGCACGACGGAAGGGAACUGUCAAGUCUCUUUGAAGCAGCGACAAGUGGCCCUUAAGGUAUUAAAUACGGAAGUUAAAAGUCAAAUGAAUUAUACAGACGGGAACCUGCACUAUGUCUUCUUCUUUAUCAAGAAUGAUCAGAUCACAAUGAACAUCGAUGAUCAGGAGAAACUGCAAGCAAAACUGUCCAGGAGAAGCAGGCGGCAGCUGAGGGAGAUUAAGGAGGGACACCUUUACCUGGGCGGUGGGCCGGCAACUGACCUGGGAGCUAAUUUGACCGGCUGCAUGAGCAACAUUUUCAUGCAUCAUAAAGAUCCAAGCCAGCAGUCAGUAUUGAAUCUCCAGAAGCACGACGUGAUAGUGGGCGCAGAGUUGAACAGUUGCCCUCGGGAAAAACCACCCCAGCAGAUACGACUUCACAAGAAGGAGAAACUCAGACAGGCUACCAGCAAGAUUAGAAGCAAACAGCGAAUGCAGGAAAAUUGCCGGUUGCCAAGGGAACCAGCUGCUGUGAGCAACGCCCAAUACUUCAGAGGUUCCCACCUCAGCCGCUUGGAAUAUGACAACAUUCCAGAAUCCUUCCGUAUGAGGUCUAGUUUCUCCAUGGAGGUUCGCAGCAAUUCAUCCCAUGGGAUGCUUUUUUAUGUAUCCAACGAUUGGGAAACCACCUUUAUGGUUCUCUUGCUUUCCAAGGGCCGUUUUGUCUUCAUGUUUGAAAUCAAAGGGAAGAAACUACGGAUUGCAACCAAAGAAAAGUAUAACGAUGGAUCGUGGCAUACCAUAUUUUUCAGCAGAGACCGGCACCAGGGGCAGCUGGUCAUCGAUGGUUUACGGGCACAGACACGGAGCAUCUUAUCCUUAGGGUCCUUGGAGGUCAAAGCUCCAUUCUAUGUGGGUUCAGUGCCGAAAGGAAAAGCAAGGAGGAUUGCUCAGGGCACUUCCACUAGGUUUAAUGGUUGCAUCCGAAACUUCCAACUGGAUGGAAAACGUGUGGAACCACUUUCACGUGCUUACAACGUCACACCGUGUUAUGAGGGAAGUCUUGAAAUGGGAACGUUUUUCUCCAGUGCAGGAGGCUACAUAAUUAUAGAUGAGUUCUUUGUUCUUGACAAAGAUUAUGAGCUAAUGUUUGAAGUGCGUCCCAGGAGUUUGUCGGGUGUAUUUUUCCAUGUUGGAAGAAAACAGAGCUAUCACUUCAGUCUGUACGCAGAGGAUGGGCAGGUUAUUGUUCAGUUGAACAAUGGAGCUGGAGAAUUCUCAGCAUCAGUCACUCCAGAACAGUCUCUGUGUAAUGGGCAGUGGCACCGGAUAGCAGUUAUCAAAAGGAAGAAUGUGAUACAGCUUGAUGUGGAUACUGAGAGUAAUUACACAGUGGGACCACUGUAUGUUCCACGUAUGAAUUCCAAACAGAUCCUUUACAUGGGAGGCAUACCAGAUACUGUGCAAAUUCCAAUGUUGUCACCAAUACGUCGCUCAUUUGUUGGCUGUGUAAAGAAUUGCCUCAUUAAUCAAAAUUCAAUACAGUUAAAUCAACCAACAUCUAUACAGAGUGGUGGUAUUAGUAGUGGCUGCCCAUUAUUGUAAUCAGAGUGGAAGGACUAAAACUUUCCCAAAUCUGGUAUGAUUUUCAAUCCACUUAUGCACUUAAAUUUGUACUGUAUUUCAGAAUUUUGCUACGAAUUUUUAUAAGCUAUUUUAAUAGCCUUUUUAUUUGGUAUUUUGGGAGGAAAAUAUUAAAGGGGUAUAAUUUAUCCUGCAACACUGGUUUUACGAUCCUGUUUUACAUUUGUAGCACUAUGUGCAGAACACUGGUACAUAAUCAAGUCAAAAUAAAACUUCCUAUACUGUGUGACUUGUCCAAUUUGAA
Amblyraja radiata (thorny skate) is the source of this 11531-nucleotide messenger RNA. It is a transcript of the gene lama5, whose product is annotated as laminin, alpha 5. Gene Ontology annotation, biological process: regulation of embryonic development; regulation of cell adhesion; cell adhesion. The record is from RefSeq and is a predicted model, not a curated record. Bases 230 to 11248 code for a protein of 3672 amino acids. NCBI's taxonomy places the organism in Eukaryota, Metazoa, Chordata, Chondrichthyes, Rajiformes, Rajidae. Gene Ontology annotation, cellular component: basement membrane. The transcript has 80 exons. Gene Ontology annotation, molecular function: signaling receptor binding; extracellular matrix structural constituent.